GUAACCAAUCAAGCGUGUAGAAAGGCGGGAUUUCCGGUUGUUCACGAGCGCCAUACUGGCGAGGCUAAUUUUGCAAUCAAACGAGGUCGUAUCCUCCCGCCAUCCAGGAAGAAAAAUAAUUCCCAAUUAAUUAAGAGAAAAGAAAGCGAACACAAGCCUGGAGAGAGGGAGCGGUUAAUUCCACAUAACGUUACGUGUGAAAGGAAUUUAUGGGAGGAUUCCUGGCCGGCGGUUUCUUCGCUGAGAACUCCUGCUGUGUGGCGCAGUGAUACGGCGGCGGCGGGCGGUGAGGGGGCGCCGCCAUUUUGUUUUGCCGAGGUCAGGCGGCGGCCGGCGGGUUACACUAGUUACACUAGUUAGCGGCGGUUAACCGGCGCCCGGUCAGCCCGGCCUGUGCUCGUUGGUGGUGGUUACCGACCCGGCGACAGGAGUUGGCGGCCCCGGCCCCGCUGUGUGAGGCGCCAUGACCCAGUUCCUGCCGCCCAACCUGCUGGCGCUGUUCGCGCCGCGGGACCCGGUGCCCUUCCUCCCGCCGCUCGAGCGGCUGCCGCACGAGAAGCAGCACAGCCAGCCCUACACCGGCAUCGCCCGCUUCGUCCGCGAGUUCGAGGAUCCCAGAGAUGCCCCACCUCCGACAAGAGCUGAGACACGCGAGGAGCGCAUGGAAAGGAAGAGACGUGAGAAGAUUGAGAGAAGACAACAGGAAGUUGAAAAUGAACUUAAGAUGUGGGAUCCUCACAAUGAUCCAAAUGCACAGGGUGAUGCUUUCAAGACGCUGUUUGUUGCCAGAGUGAACUACGACACAACUGAGUCCAAGCUGAGACGUGAAUUUGAAGUCUAUGGUCCCAUUAAAAGAAUCUACAUGGUAUAUAAUAAACGGACUGGAAAGCCCCGUGGUUACGCUUUUAUCGAAUAUGAACAUGAGCGAGAUAUGCAUUCUGCAUACAAACACGCAGAUGGCAAGAAGAUUGACGGGAGGAGAGUUCUGGUUGAUGUGGAGAGAGGCCGCACUGUCAAAGGAUGGCGCCCAAGGAGGCUUGGUGGAGGGCUUGGGGGGACUCGCAGAGGUGGUGCAGAUGUCAAUAUCAAACAUUCAGGUCGUGAUGAUGCACCACGAUAUGAUGAGAGAGACCGGGAUCGAGAACGAGACCGAGAUCGUCGUGAAUGCAGCGAGCGCAGCCGUGAAAGGGAUAAGGAGCGUGAGCGGCGUAGAAGUCGUUCCAGAGAACGACGGCGCCCCCGAUCACGCAGUCGCGAUAAGGAAGAGAGGAAGGCUCGUAGUAGCCGUGAGCGAAGCAGAGAGAAAGAUAAGGAUAAAGAUCGAGAUCGCAAACGGCGCAGCCGUAGUCGUGACCGUAAGAGAGAGCGAGAUCGUGACAGGGAUAAGGAUAAGAAGGAAGAACGUACAGACGUAGAACAGCCUGAGGCGGGUGAUGGGCCCCACAAUGAUGCACAACAAGUCGAUGCAGCCGGUGAACCAGUUGAACCGAAACCUGAAUCAGAAGAGAAGAAUAGGGAACGGGGAGACAGGGAUAGAGACCGGGAGAGAGAUAAGGAGAGAGAUAGAGACCGGGAUCGUGACCGUAGACGGAGUCACAGGGACAGGGACAAGGAUCGAGACCGGGACAGGAGGAGAGACAGGGACCGGGACCGUGAUAGAGAUCACAAGCGGGACAGGGACAGGGACAGGGACAGGAAUAAGGAAUGUGACAAGCUGCAAGAUAAUGGGGCUCCAGAGCAAUUUGAGGAAAGUAGUCUGGACUUGUACAUUGACCUGGAGUCACAGCCUGCAGAAGGAUACAUGUUGCCUGAAAAUGGCUAUCAAAUGGAGCCACCCUCAGAGGGUUACUGACAAGGCCUGUUCAAAGUGAACUUUUAAAAGUGGACCAAUAUUUUCAUUUUCCUGUUUAACAGAAAUCCGCAGCUUUUUUUUUGUUGGUUUUAUGCUGUAGUGAAGGAAGUUUUCUGCGCGAGGUACUCGUUUUUUCUUAAGGUGGGUAAGUUCUAGUGACCGUAUCGUAGCAGAUGGUUUGGAAUCCUUCUCAAGCUUUGUGAAACUCAGUUGGUGAAUGUUAUUAAAUUCCUUUUUAUGGUGUAAUACACAAUAAACCCAGUUUUAAAGCUG
Messenger RNA from Pristis pectinata (smalltooth sawfish), 2125 nucleotides. It is a transcript of the gene snrnp70, whose product is annotated as small nuclear ribonucleoprotein 70 (U1). Gene Ontology annotation, molecular function: mRNA binding; U1 snRNA binding. Bases 464 to 1852 code for a protein of 462 amino acids. Gene Ontology annotation, cellular component: U2-type prespliceosome; U1 snRNP; precatalytic spliceosome. The record is from RefSeq and is a predicted model, not a curated record. Lineage: Eukaryota; Metazoa; Chordata; Chondrichthyes; Rhinopristiformes; Pristidae. Gene Ontology annotation, biological process: mRNA splicing, via spliceosome. The transcript is spliced from 9 exons.